Messenger RNA from Panicum virgatum (switchgrass), 1897 nucleotides. RefSeq lists its product as uncharacterized. The record is from RefSeq and is a predicted model, not a curated record. The coding region runs from base 149 to 1729 and encodes 526 amino acids. Gene Ontology annotation, biological process: rRNA methylation. Gene Ontology annotation, molecular function: RNA methyltransferase activity; RNA binding. Gene Ontology annotation, cellular component: chloroplast. The transcript has a single exon. NCBI's taxonomy places the organism in Eukaryota, Viridiplantae, Streptophyta, Magnoliopsida, Poales, Poaceae.
CCGGCGUCAUCCCCGCCGCGCCGCGGCAUUUCGCCGAACGAGUGGCGCGCACCGCCCACCCAAAACCCCUCUCGCAGUCUCGCUUGCUCGGUCGAUUCCCCUACCCCAACCCGGAGCCCAAAACCCUACGCUCCGCCGCGCCGUCGCCAUGCUCCACUCCGGCCUCUCCAAGUCCCACCCCUUCCCGCUCCUCGUGGCCGCGUCCUCGCCUCGCCGCACUAUCCUCGCCGGCCUCCUCCGCGCCGGCUACCUCUCCAAGCAUCCGGCCUCCUCACCCGUGCCUCGUCCGACCACCGCCGCCGCCCGUUCGAGCGCCAGGGCCGCCACGUCCCCGGGCGACCCCAUCCGCUUCGGGCUGGGAGGCAGGGUUUCGUUCUCCACCGCCCCAGAUGGGUCCGCAUCGGCUGGCGGCGGGAGGGCGCUUCCCUGGCUUGCCGCUGAGCCUGGCAACAGCGGCGCUCCCGCUGCGAGGACUAGUGCCGGUCGCUCUUCCUCGUGGGAGAGCUCGGCGGAGAAAUUCUUCUCUAGAGACGACCAAUACACGCGAAGAGAAGUGUCGGCCGACAGGGCGCCGAAUAGGGUGGCGAUUAAGGAGGAUGAGCCAAUUGACAAUCCCAAAUGGGGCGGCAGGAUUAAGGACCGGUACCAGCGAGUUGUGGGGAGGGAUGGAGGGUCCCGUGGCGAGAGGUUUAGGAGGGAGAGGUUUCCCAAGCCAGCUGUGAGGCAGUGGAACAACCAGGAGAACUGGGGGAGGAAGACAGGGAAGGAGGCAGGGGAAUCGACGGUGCCAAAGAUGGUGGGGCAAGGGGUUUAUGGUGUUGGGCCAGUGCUCGCGGCGCUCAUGGCUGGUAGGAGGGAGUUUUAUGCAUUGUAUAUGCAGGAAGGUAUGGAUUUGAGUGGGAGUAAUAAGAAGAAGAAGGAUAAAAAGGCAGUCGAGAAAGUGCUGCGGAUGGCAGAAAGGAUCGGGCUCAAGGUCAUCGAGACUUCGAAACAUGACCUUAACAUGGUGGUGGAUAACCGGCCACACCAAGGCCUGGUGCUUGAUGCAUCACCCUUGGAAAUGGUAAAUACAAAGGAGUUGGAUCCAGUCAGGGUGGAAGGUGGAAAUGCACCUGUCUGGAUAGCCUUGGAUGAGGUUAUGGAUCCUCAGAAUUUAGGAGCCAUAAUUAGGUCUGCCUACUACUUUGGUGCUGAGGGUGUCGUGCUGUGUGCUAAGAACUCGGCUCCAUUAAGUGGAGUAGUGAGCAAAGCUAGUGCAGGCUCGCUUGAGCUGAUCGAGCUGCUUUCCUGCAGAAACAUGAUGCAGUUCUUGUCUUCAUCAGCUGAAAAUGGGUGGCGAGUUCUCGGUGGUACCAUUGCUAACAAAGCUGUACCUCUCUCUGAAGUGGAAGCAGGGGUGCCCACUAUUCUUGUAUUGGGCAGUGAAGGCACUGGUCUGAGGCCCCUGGUUGAGCGAUCUUGCACUCAUCUGGUCAGAAUUCCUGGAAAUGCUGAUGUAUUUGUUGAAGGAGCCGACGCCGACGCAGACGCAGACGCAGACGCAGACGCAGACGCAGACGCAGACGCAGACGCAGGGGAAGGUGAUAGCCCUGCUAGUAAUCAAGAUUUGAGAUCGUUCCUUGCGGUGGAGAGUCUGAAUGUUAGUGUCGCAGCAGGAGUUUUGCUUUAUCAUUUGGCUGGAAAAGAAGCCUGCCCCGUAAGUGAUAAGCCUAGCAUCGCUCAAAUGUAAGGAUAUUAUGUAAUCCAUGCAUUUCAUAGUUACUACAACCAAUUUAGUACUUUUGCUAAAGACUACUUUGCUUUCUGUUGCAUCCUUUAAUUCUUCUGGUUGAUAAUAGAAAUUCUUAGAUAGAUUUGAUGAUGAUUUCUCAAUUCGUUGAGAAAUACCUUAUCUGAA